Molecule: messenger RNA, 936 nt
Organism: Caenorhabditis bovis
Lineage: Eukaryota; Metazoa; Nematoda; Chromadorea; Rhabditida; Rhabditidae
Source: the annotation of a GenBank genome assembly
AUGGCCACAAAUUUUCACACAAAGUGUUGCGAUGAAAUUGUUUUCGAUCACAAGAACGUGGUGGUGGCGUGCGAUUUGAACAACGGCAAGGUGGUUCACGUCGACGUCAGCAGCGAAUUAAUGGGCCACGUGUUCGCCGGCGAUGAGAUAUUGACCGUCAACGGCGAAGGGAACAUCAAAACCACAUCCGAUUUCAAUAAGGCGAUCGUUUCCAAGGCGCCGGGCAAAAUUAAAAUCGAAUUGAUGCGCGACGAUCAUUGUCUCGCCGAGGAGAAGAUUCUACCACCACGGCGACCCAACACCCAACUCACGGAGGUGAGCUUGAAGUACCGAGGCGGCGCGGCGACGGGAAUCAUCAUUCAUCGGAUGUCGUCACACCCAACCACUGUCACCAUUUCCAUGGUGCAAUCGGCGUCGAGCGCGUGCAAAUUCGUCAAAUCCGGCGACAUUCUCGUCAAAGUCAAUGACAUCUAUGUGAUGGAUCGCGACGCGGCGCGAAAGCUUCUCUAUGCGAGUGUGAACAACGCGAAAUCGGUGGUUUUGACACUCGAGCGUUCCACCAAUGAUCAGCCGAUCGGACCGUCGCCGCCGCCGCCCGACGGCGCCAAAACCACUGGCGGCGUGAUGAAGUCGAUCAUGGGAUCGGCACCGGUCUCGCCGGCGUCUGUUAUUUCACCAUCGAUGAUGGCGGCGCCGAAGAUCAACAAUGUCAACAAACAAUAUGAUGUGAGCCUUCCGGCCGACGUCAUCGAGAUAAUGAAGGCGAACAAGGAUUUUUUCAAGAAGAAGUGCCCAAAUCCGCCGUGCCUCAUCAAAAUCAAAUCGGCCGCGUCGACAAGCGCCGCUUCGAUGACCGCCGAUCAGCCAGAAGUUGCGAUUCCAUGCGAUCCGUCGCCGAAACCGCUUCGUGUCACACCGAAACGCGUCGGUUCUUGA